UGAGUGUGUACGGCGUGUUUUCCGUCUUCGGAGAGUGCAUGUGUAGCCUGUGUUUUCUUUCUUCGGUGAGAGACCGUCUAACACGUCAGCGUGGGGAGGGCAAUGCUGUUUUAAAUGCUGUGAAUGUGACAGUCAAUACUACAGAAAAACAGCGUGCAGGGGAAGGGGAUUGGAUGAGCCAUCUCGCAAAGGGAGAAAAAUGCGAACAAAAACAACCCGUCCGCAGACGUGAGAAGAAUAGCGCCAUAAGGAGAGGAGACGCAGACAGAGCGGAGCCCUUUCCAUCGUUCCACAAGUGACUGGUUUGGUUUGUUUAUUACAAAAUAGUGCGGUCGGACUAACGCGCGGGUAGAGGGGGGCUUGGGGAAGGCACGACGCAGACACAGUCUAGCGGUGACUGAGGUGCGAGAAGAAGCUGUUGCCCUCUGGGGAGAAAGAUGACAGUAGUGCCCGUAGAGAACCACGAUGAGACUGUGGCACUAGCAGCCCUGUCCCAAGAUGUGUACGACCCCGCGGACCAGCGAGCGGUCCAGGAAUGCUGCGAGCGCGUGGUUAUCAACAUUUCCGGGCUGCGCUUCGAAACCCAACUAAAAACGCUCGCGCAAUUCCCCACAACCUUACUGGGGGACCCGAGGAAGAGAAUGCGCUUUUUUGACCCUCUGAGAAACGAGUACUUCUUUGACAGGAACCGGCCCAGCUUCGAUGCAAUCCUCUACUUCUACCAGUCCGGAGGGCGCCUCAGGAGACCAGUCAACGUCCCCUUGGACAUAUUUUUGGAGGAGAUAAAAUUUUACGAAUUGGGUGAGGAUGUAAUUGAAAAUUUUAAAGAGGAUGAGGGGUUUAUAAAGGAAGAGGAAAGACCUCUGCCAGACAAUGAGUUCCAACGGCAGGUCUGGCUGCUGUUUGAAUACCCAGAGAGCUCGGGACCCGCCAGAGGAAUAGCUAUAGUCUCUGUUCUGGUGAUUUUAAUUUCUAUUGUAAUAUUCUGCUUGGAGACACUGCCUGAGUUCAGGGAUGAAAAGGAGAAACAUGUGAACACCGAUAUGACGUUGAAUGGAACUACACGCGCUAAAAAGGCCAACCCAUUCACAGACCCAUUCUUUAUAGUGGAGACUCUCUGCAUCAUCUGGUUCUCCUUCGAGCUGCUUGUGCGGUUCUUAGCGUGCCCCUCCAAGCCGGCCUUCUUCAAAAACAUCAUGAACACCAUUGACAUUGUGGCGAUCAUGCCCUAUUUCAUCACUCUGGGCUUGGAGCUGGCGGAGCACCAAGGGAACGGACAGCAGGCCAUGUCCCUGGCCAUCCUCAGGGUCAUCCGACUGGUCAGGGUGUUCAGGAUCUUCAAGCUGUCCAGACACUCUAAGGGCCUCCAGAUAUUAGGGAAGACCCUACAGGCCAGUAUGAGAGAGUUGGGGCUGCUCAUAUUCUUCCUCUUUAUCGGAGUCAUCCUCUUCUCCAGUGCUGUCUAUUUCGCCGAGACCGAUGACCCAGAAUCGGGAUUCAGCUCCAUCCCCGAUGCCUUCUGGUGGGCUGUGGUUUCCAUGACUACCGUAGGCUACGGGGACAUGUGCCCUGUUACCAUUGGGGGAAAGAUCGUGGGGUCUCUGUGCGCCAUCGCUGGGGUGCUCACCAUCGCGUUACCGGUCCCUGUCAUUGUGUCCAACUUCAACUACUUCUAUCACCGGGAGACGGAGCACGAGGAGCAGUUUCAGUACACUCAUGUGACCUGUGGCCAGGAACAGCAACCGUCGUUUGGGGAAUUCAAAAAGAGUGACAGCCAACCGUCGCUUUCCAAAUCAGAUUACAUGGACACGGAGGACGCUGACUCCAUCAAAUAUACCAACUGCAGCCCACACAAAGCGUACUGCAGCCCACACAAAGCCUAUACGGGGAAGCUCACUGAUGUAUGAAUGUGGGAUUGUUUUUAAAAAAACGCAUCAAUGAAAAAAAUGCAUACAAGAUAUGCGAAGAAACCAUGCGUUUCUUUCUGUGAGUAGCCUCCAUCCUCAUUCAGAGCUCUGGCUAGAGUUCGGUUGGCUCGUUGUUAUUUCUGGCACUUCUUAAUGCAAAAGGAAUUAUUUAUUAAAGUAUUGUGACAGUGGAUAAAUCAACCGUGGCUCGUGAUCUUCCCUGAAAACAGUCUUCCAUUGCGCGCGCUCAUAUUUGUUGUAGGUGUUCGCCUAAUAAACAAUAUCCAAGUAAUCAAUCAAACCACCCCUUUUAUUCUAGCACUUUAUGAACGUGAUCUCUUAGUAAUAGUAAUUUAUUAAUCCUAAUUGCAGGUCGUCUCGUGGUUUUCAAAAGUUUACAUAUGAUUUGCCCGUUUGGUGUUCGGUUGACGUCAUGACAGGACCAAUUUGUAUAAAUAAUCUAUAAUAAUCUUAUAGCCCGGGCACGUGGAAUUGCUUAAAACAUCAAGGUCAUUCAAUGAAUGGAUCGGCACCCCUAUUUCUUUUCUAUCAUCAUAUAACCGGUCAUGCUUUUUCCAUUCGUCCAUUACAGUGGCAUUACCACGAUGCACUGCGUGGCUGCCGAGAGCUCGUCUAUCCGGUCUGUCAGAUAUGGAAUUACGGGUGUCGCGCCAUCCACGCGGGGAAUGCCGCGUUCUGUUACGGUGGAAACACUGAAGCUUUACUGGUGCGGGUCCAGUUGGGAGCAGCACGUACACUCGGCUAAGCACCUGUCGCUAGAAUCACACAUGCAGCGGGUAUGAGGACGAGUCCGGACGUUGUAUUCGGCUUGUCGACCUUUAAAUUCGACGUUUUUAAAAAGGACAACACGUACUUUUAAAUAACGUACUUGUGGAUCAAUUAAAAACAGCGUAGAACCCGAAUCGAACGAAUCGAAUGGUUGCUGUUGAGGCUGUUCUCGACAUCGUUUUUUAUUAUUUAUUAUACCAGGUCACCAAAUGUUUAAGAUUAAGUAAGCCUGUUUGCGCAUAGUGAACAUAAAGUUUAUAAUAUACGUAUCUCAGAUAAUGAUUCUAUAAAUACUACGAAUGCAUGAAUGAAUGCAUUUUAAACUUGAUUGGGGGAAUGAGCAGAGCACUUGGUAGGCUUUUGUGGACGGUCAAUUGCCGGGAGAAUUUUUCCGUAUCCUCAGCGUCACUGCGUGGAUGGUUAGGGAACUGCAAACGUGUGGACGCAGAGGUGGUUUCUAUAGCAACCUUCCAGAUUGUUCUGUUCUAUUCUGACGGGAGGACUCGGUUGUCCGCUGCUGAAGUGAACAGCGGACGGACGGAAGGUUUGACUGACAACAUAAUGUAACUUGUUGUCAAUGCGCCCAGUGCAUGCUGGUACACGACCGACCUUGGCUAAUGUAAAAAUAUGCUAAAAUAGCGAUGUACAUUAUUUUGGCACCAGUGAUGGCCAUUUCAAAGUCCUGGGAGUGGGUCUGUUACAUGCAGAGCAACAGACAGAGACAGACACAUCCCUACACAGUUAAUUUGAACCGUCUUACAUGAAAACAUGUUGUAAAAAUAGAGUUCCACACUGUAAGUGGCAACAAUCUCUCUUGAUUCAGAUGUAGAAGAAUUAACAGCACAUUGUCUACUGAUGUAAUACACAAUCACCAUUAUACAGGUCCUCAUGAUUACGUUCAGACUGACUACCUUUCAAGCGACCUUGGUCACUUUCCAGACUGACUAUGUUGCCAUAUGCUUCCACACGAUCACCUUGCUACAGCAGAAAUCCAUCAGGCUCGGUCUCCCCAUUGUCUUUUUUCUUGUGGUGCGUUUGAAUCUCUGCUGGAGGUGGAAGCAAAUAACCUUUGGAAUAGAGUCAGGCUGUGUCGUGACUGUAUGGAUGAAUAACUCUAACUGUUGCCACAUUGGUUGGAUUACAAGAGGAGAGGCGGGACCUGCUGAAAUGGCAGAUGUGGAAGCCAAUACGUCAGAGGACAUGUCUGCACAUACGUGGCCGAAACAAACAAAGGGCACCUGCUAAAAAGUCUUCUUCCUGGGUGUCUUCUGGAGUUUGGACCAGUGAUGACAACAGAUUAUCUGGAGGGGAAGCAACAUCCCUCCGUCCAUGGUGCAUGUCACACCCAGAACCACAAC
This is a messenger RNA of Esox lucius (northern pike), 4054 nucleotides long. RefSeq names its product shaker-related potassium channel tsha2. NCBI's taxonomy places the organism in Eukaryota, Metazoa, Chordata, Actinopteri, Esociformes, Esocidae. Gene Ontology annotation, cellular component: membrane; voltage-gated potassium channel complex. The coding region runs from base 438 to 1907 and encodes 489 amino acids. The transcript has 2 exons. Gene Ontology annotation, biological process: potassium ion transmembrane transport; protein homooligomerization. The record is from RefSeq and is a predicted model, not a curated record. Gene Ontology annotation, molecular function: protein binding; delayed rectifier potassium channel activity.